AUGCAAUAUGUGUAUUUAAUUAAAGAUUUUUCAAAUGAAUCACAUAUAGCAAUUUUUAUAGUGAAUGAAAUUAAAAAAGUUUUAUUAGAUAUUGGUGUUUAUAAAUUUGAAGCUGUAAUUUCUGAUACUACUUCUGCUAU
Messenger RNA from Dentiscutata erythropus, 140 nucleotides. The record is from the annotation of a GenBank genome assembly. NCBI's taxonomy places the organism in Eukaryota, Fungi, Glomeromycota, Glomeromycetes, Diversisporales, Gigasporaceae.